Onychomys torridus (southern grasshopper mouse) is the source of this 1800-nucleotide messenger RNA. Its product is annotated as UDP-glucuronosyltransferase 3A2-like. NCBI's taxonomy places the organism in Eukaryota, Metazoa, Chordata, Mammalia, Rodentia, Cricetidae. Gene Ontology annotation, molecular function: UDP-glycosyltransferase activity. The record is from RefSeq and is a predicted model, not a curated record. The coding region runs from base 1 to 1800 and encodes 599 amino acids. The transcript has 8 exons.
AUGUCACUUCAAGAUGCUGUCAAUGACAAGAUUUCUCAGGGUUUCUUGAUUCACAAUUUAGAGAGUUAUUUAGAGGCAGUGAAGAGGAUAUUUUGGUUAGAGGACAAGGUAAAUAUUAACUUAGCACCUGUUCAUCUAUCGACUGUGGUGAAGGAGGGUGAAACUGAAUGUCCAAUGAAAAGAGACCAGCAGAGACAAGGUAAAGAGCAAAAGGACAUUUGGAAGACAAGAAUGGCUGAGCAUCGGAUUGGGAUUCUAGCGAGCUUAUUUCUCCUUGAGGUUCUUCUCUUGGAUGCUGCAAAAAUCCUGACUAUAUCUACAGUUGGUGGAAGCCACUAUGUGGUGAUAAAUCAUGUGUCACAAAUUCUUCAAGACCAUGGCCAUAAUGUCACCAAUCUGCUUAAUGAAAAAUUUAUAAUCCCAGAAUUUAAAGUGGAGAAAAUAUCAUACCAGGUUAUAAACUGGCAUCUAUCUGAAGAUAAGCAAAAGGAAAUUGGUAAGAGAAGACAACUCCUUGUGAAGGAAUUAGUUCAUAACAGGUUUAACCAUCACACCAAUAUGAAGAUCUAUGAAUAUUUUGUGGACUUAUGCAGUCACUUAUUAAGCAGAAAGGACAUCAUGGACUCCUUAAGGAAUAAGAAUUUUGACCUGUUAUUUUUAGAUGCAACAGAUCCUUGUGUUUUCUUGAUUGCUGAGAAACUUGGGAAACAAUUUGUGGCCUUUCUUCCCACUCAUUUUAGCAUUAUAGACUAUGGGAUACCGCACCCUUUGUCUUUUGUUCCAGGAUUUGGUUCCAGUUUAACUGACCAAAUGUACUUCUGGGCCAGAGUGAAGAACUUCCUGAUGUCCCUUGAUUCAUCUGUGAAGCAAAGAGAAAUACUUUCUCAAUAUGACAGCAUCAUCCAGGAGCAUUUUGCCGAAGGCUCUCGGCCAAUUUUGUCUCACCUUCCACAGAAAGCAGAGUUGUGGUUUGUCAAUUCUGACUUUGCCUUGGAUUUUGCUCAUCCUAUGCUUCCCAACAUGGUCUAUGUGGGAGGUUUAACAGACAAACCUGUUAGAUCAAUACCUCAAGACUUGGAAGAUUUUAUCAUUAAGUUUGGAGACUCAGGUUUUGUCCUUGUGGCUCUGGGCUCCAUAGCAACCCUGCAUCAGACCAGAGAAUUAAUUAAGGAGAUGAACAGUGCCUUUGCUCACCUCCUUCAAGGGGUGAUGUGGACAUGUAAGGAUGCUCAUUGGCCUAAAGAUGUCAGUAUGGCUCCAAAUGUCAAAAUCAUGGAUUGGCUUCCACAGACUGACCUUUUGGCUCAUCCUAGAAUUCGUCUUUUUGUCACCCACGGGGGAAUGAAUAGCAUAAUGGAGGCCAUCCAGCAUGGAGUACCCAUGGUGGGGAUUCCUUUUUUUGGAGAUCAGGUUAAAAACAUGGUUGUAGUAGAAGCAAAAAAAAUUGGUGUUUCUGUUCAGCUAGAGACACUCAAGGCAGAGACAUUUACACAUACACUGAAAGAAGUCAUAGAAGACAAGAGGUACAAGUCUGCAGCAAUGGCUGCCAGGGCCAUCAGGCGCUCCCACCCCCUGACACCUUCCCAGCGUCUGGUGGGCUGGAUUGACCACAUCCUACAAACAGGGGGAGGAGCACAUCUCAAGCCCCAUGGCUUUCAACAGCCAUGGCAUGUGCAGAGCCUGCUGGAUGUCCUAGUGUUCCUGUUGGGGCUCACUGUGGGCACCUUGUGGUUGUUGAAGAAAAUGCUGGGCUUAUUGCUCAGGUCCCUGGGUGUGGCCAGGAAGGAAAAGAAGGACUAA